Messenger RNA from Exophiala bonariae, 1029 nucleotides. RefSeq lists its product as uncharacterized. Gene Ontology annotation, molecular function: hydrolase activity, acting on acid anhydrides, in phosphorus-containing anhydrides. Lineage: Eukaryota; Fungi; Ascomycota; Eurotiomycetes; Chaetothyriales; Herpotrichiellaceae. Bases 1 to 1029 code for a protein of 342 amino acids. The transcript has a single exon. Gene Ontology annotation, cellular component: mitochondrion. The record is from RefSeq and is a predicted model, not a curated record.
AUGUCCAAAUCCAAACCCAAAUCCAAGUUCGAAGUCCGGCAAUACUCCGAGCACAAAGCACCUGCACCAGCAUCGCCCUCGGCCAGCAUAAUCCUCAUCUCGCCAAGCAACGAGAUCCUGCUCCUGCACAGGGUACAAACCUCGUCCGCGUUCCCGUCCGCGCAUGUGUUCCCCGGAGGCAAUCUGGAAGCCUCCGAUGGGGCGCUCCCAACGAGCCCGACAGACAUCAACCGACACAUCGACAGCAUCGCCUACCGAACCGGGGCGAUCCGUGAACUGUUCGAAGAGACGGGCAUCCUCCUGGCGCGGGCGUCGCGCACCGCCCCGUCGCUGCUGUCGGUGUCGCGCGAACAGCGCCAAGCAGGCCGGCACGCCGUGCACUCGUCGCAGACGGACUUCAAGACAUGGCUGCGCUCGGUCUCGGCGGACGCCGUCCUCGACACCGAUCGCCUGCUGCCCUUCACGCACUGGGUCACGCCGCCGAACGUGCCCAAGCGGUUUUCCACGCAGAUGUACGUCUAUUUCGUCGGGCUCGAGGAAUUGGGCAAUCCCAGCGUCAGGGCGACGGGCGAUCAGAUCGAGACCAUGGCGCCGGAGUGGGCGAGGGCGGCGGAUUGGCUGAGGCGUGCGCGGAGUGGUGAGAUCAUCCUGUUUCCGCCGCAGUUUCUGCUCUUGUUUUUGAUCAGUGAGAUUUUUGAUGGGAACCUGCAGGGUGAGAAGGAGAGCGAUGAGGAGAUUCUGAGGAAGCGUGAGGAGUUGACGCACUUGAUAGAGACGGGUGGUACGGGGGGCGGAACACCGCCGUGGAAGGAUAAGUUUAUCAGUCCGAUUGGUGCGGCGCCGGAUAAGACGAACAAUCGGCAGUUGUUGAAGUUGGAUCAGCCCGGGCCGGAGUUGAAGGAUAGUGGUUUGAGGGGCGAGAUGGAUCGGGUGGUUUUCGUCAAUUUCAGCAAGGAGGGCCCCCGGCAAGUUGAAGUUGCGUGGAGGAAGGAUGUUCUCAAACCUGAAGGUAGGGAGGGCAAGCUGUAG